Molecule: messenger RNA, 2015 nt
Organism: Planococcus citri (citrus mealybug)
Lineage: Eukaryota; Metazoa; Arthropoda; Insecta; Hemiptera; Pseudococcidae
Gene: Pten
Product: phosphatase and tensin-like protein
Exons: 11
Coding region: 299-1759 (486 amino acids)
Biological process (GO): regulation of phosphatidylinositol 3-kinase/protein kinase B signal transduction; phosphatidylinositol dephosphorylation; protein dephosphorylation
Cellular component (GO): cytosol; cell projection; nucleus
Molecular function (GO): phosphatidylinositol-3,4,5-trisphosphate 3-phosphatase activity; protein tyrosine phosphatase activity
Source: RefSeq, a predicted model, not a curated record
GGCUUUUGUAGUUCUUUUAUGAAGUUUCAUUCGGGUUAUGGUGAAAAGAUAGAUCUCGAUUUCUUUUUGUUAAAAUUUUUAAAUGUUUUUAUAUUAAUAAUUUACACAAAUGUCUAGUUUUGUUUUAUAAUAUUGUGAAAAAAGUUAAAAGAAUGAUCAUCUUAUACGACGUCUACUACUUCAGUAUAACAGGCAUUUUCUUCAAGAGAAAAAACAUCUUACAACGCCGACUUCUUGAACAAUAAUUCUAAUUUACUAGUUGUAAGAUUUAUUUAAUUUGUUUAAGUUAUGUGUGUGUAUGGACCACAACGAAAGAGAAGCUGUUGUAGGGCCUGAAUUGGCCAAGCACCCCAGAUCUCAUUCAAUUAAUGCGAUGGCUAGAGUCAUCUCAAAUAUGAACGUAACCAACCCUAUUAAAAAGCUGGUUAGCCAGAAAAGAAAAAGAUAUAUUAAAGACGGAUUCAAUUUAGACUUAACUUAUAUUCUAGAUAAUCUCAUUGCGAUGGGAUUUCCAGCAGAGAAGAAACUAGAAGGAGUAUAUCGCAACAAUAUCGACGAAGUGGCGAGGUUUCUCGACGAAAAACAUAACGGUCAUUAUAAAGUUUACAACUUAUGCGCAGAGAAAGAGUACGAUACUGCUAAAUUUCAUCAGCGAGUCGCCAAUUAUCCGUUCGACGACCAUAAUCCACCUUGCAUGGAAGUGAUUAAACCGUUUUGCGAAGAUGUUGCCAGCUGGCUCGCGAAAGACCAUAAGAAUGUGGCUGUGGUUCAUUGUAAAGCGGGAAAGGGCCGAACUGGCGUAAUGGUGAGCUGCUAUAUGCUCCAUAGUGGACAGUUUCAGAACGCUAUGGAAGCACUGAAUUUUUACGGUCAGAAACGUACAACAGAUCGGAAAGGUGUAACGAUUCCGAGUCAGAGAAGAUACGUGAAUUAUUAUGCGUCUUUAGUUAGAGAUCGAAUGGAAUACCGACCGGUCAAGCUAUUUGUACGAGAAAUCUGUUUCGAACCGGUUCCGUCUAUUUUUGCUACUCAACAAGGCAGCGUCAUGUUCGUAAUUUCGGAGUGUAAACGAGUCGGUGAGUUCACCCUGAAAGUGAAGAAACUCCACACGUCGAUCACUUACGAUGUCAAAAAAGGACAGUCUAGCUUCCGAGUACCUCUGCUGACCGAUGUUGCUGUGCAGGGUGAUGUUAAAAUCGAAUUCUUCAAGUGUAAACUCAAAAAAGAAAAGUUAUUCCAUUUUUGGUUUAACACUUUCUUUGUUCGGGAAAUCCUGUCGCCUGACCUCCAAGAUCAUUCGAAUGAUCAAAGAAAAUCCUAUAUGUCGGAACAGUACAGCUACGAUGAUUCCCAAGUUAACAAUAAACCGAGAGCGCAUUCAGUCGGCGAAGUUGAAUCGAAUUCGAAAUUGGUCGUGCUGAAGAUCGACAAAAAUGAAAUCGAUGAUGCGCACAAGGACAAACAGAAUAAAAUAUUCAGCGCCGAUUUUCAAGUAUCUUUGAUACUUGAAAAUCUUCCGAAAGAUAAACAGUUGGGCGUCGAAGUGGAGGCGAGUGAAUCUUCAGAAGCGGAGUCUAGCACCGAAUCUUCUGUCGCCGAAGAUGAAGAGGAAGCUUGGGAAUCAGGUAAAUGCCUUGAAAAGAGGGAACACCAAAGGAUCAUGUUCAAGAAAAUCAGGUCGACGUUUUUUCUUUCAUUUUUGCCCGUUGGUGUAAGACUUUUAUGUAGAAAGUUUUGUUCGUGUAUCAUCAAAUCUUGAUGAUCCGGAUGAUCAAGUUGAUUGAAUUUCUUCUUAUGGAGUUUAGGUUGUGCGGUUGAAGUGGUUGUGGGUCGGUUAUGUAAAUUGAAAUUUAUACAAUUUCUUUUCAUCGUAAUUAUGUUGUAUUUAUGGAGUGUAUUCGUGUUUUAAAAGAAAGACAUUACUGUUUGCAGGUAAUACUAUCUUAUUUAUUUUAUUUUUUAACUGAUUAUUUAUUUUUGAAGGAAGUUGAGUUUGUGAAAUUUGAGAAAAAGAA